Messenger RNA from Zeugodacus cucurbitae (melon fly), 1661 nucleotides. RefSeq lists its product as uncharacterized. Bases 49 to 1251 code for a protein of 400 amino acids. The record is from RefSeq and is a predicted model, not a curated record. The transcript is spliced from 2 exons. NCBI's taxonomy places the organism in Eukaryota, Metazoa, Arthropoda, Insecta, Diptera, Tephritidae.
UUGCAUCUCAGUCAUUGGUGUGUGGUAUAGCAUUUUUUCGCUGAGAGAAUGUGGAAGAAAGCGACGCUGCCACUGCUGCUGCUGCUGCUGCUCACCGCAUUACUCUUGGCACAGUUGGUCGCAGCGAAAUCAACACUGCCGGCAGCUAGUGCAGAAGACAUCGGUACCAGUAGUAGUAGCACAGAGCGUUUCGUAGAGACCGCACUGGAUAUUAACGACAAAGGCGAUGAAGAUUCCGAAGAAGCAACAGUUGAGACAUACGAAGACGAUGAUGCUGAUGCGGACGAGGGAGAGCGACACGCAGCAGCGAGCAGGACAAAGAAAGCGACACCGCAUUUUGUGAAAACAACGCCAACCGACGAUGAGGUGGGCGAGUUGAGCGAGGAGGAGAGCGCAACGCAUCAAACGCACGGCAAGCACGACGGGCGGCGUUCCGAUAGCGAAGCAGAUGCGCACGACGACGGUAGUGGUGGUAGUGACGAUGACGAUGAUGGUGAUGGUGAUGGUGGUGGUGGUGGUGGUGAAGGUGCCAGUGCCGGUGCCAAUUAUGGUGUUAGUGUUGGUGUUGAUGGGAAUCGUGAUGGCGAAGCUGUUGCUGAUGAAACGAGCGAAGUGUCGCCGCUUAAGCAACGCGGACGCGAUCGGCUCGCAUCUAUAAUGAUGCACGAACUCACACGGCUGAUUGAUUAUGCAUUGGAACAACAGAGAUCGGUCGUCAACCAGUUUCUGCAAGACGAAACCAUUGAGCUGGUGAAGUGUGCGACAAUGGAGGCGGUGAAGCAGAGCUGCAGCUCGUUCAUGGCGGAUGUGAGAGAGGCACUCAAGCUGAACAAAGGAAAUGAUUUUCCAACACAACUGGCACAAUUCGGUGUGAAAACGUUGAUGGCGAGAGAUUUCGAGAGGUUUGUGCAGCGACACAAUACGACGCGCAUAAAGCAGCCGACUGCGGAAAAUGUGAUUAUCGGCAAUGCGCUGCGCAAAGCGGGCGUGUUGCAGAUCGAAGUGGAGUUGCAAAAGCGAUUUGUGGAGUUUGCCAAACUUUUCCACAGCGUCGUCGGCGAAUAUGUCGCUGAGCUGCAGGCGAACGAGGAGCAGCAGCAGCGGUGUACUUUCGAUGAAUCGCUGUUGGAUUGGUAUCGGAAGUAUGCCGCAGCGACGGAUGCUAGCAGUCAAGUGAUUGUGUUGUCCAAAUUUCUGCCGCUCUACAAGGACAUAUACUACAAGAUGAAAAUGGUUGAAGAUGAAGAUUGAGGCGUGAGAAGCAGAAGGCGCAAAGUAAUAUAGUGUUAGUGUUAAAAUCAAAAUUUUUAAUGUUACUACUAAUACUAAAUAAUGUCCUAUGCUGCUAAGUAAAUUAGUAUGUAAUAUGUGUUUUUGCGUGUAAGCAUUGUGCCGUUAGCUCUACCUAUGUAAAUAAAGUAUUAUUAAUUAUUUAGCCUAUAAGUGCCAUACAAUUUUUGCAUUUAAUACUCUUCCAAAUAUUUUUUUUUUUAUUCUUUACUAAUUUUAAGCAGCUGCCAUCGAGUAAUUACAAUAAAAACAAAACAAAAUGAAGAGUAAUAAAUAAAUUAUACAAACAUACAUACAUACAUAUAUGCUUAGCAAAACUCAUAUGUUCAGUUCAGUAAAAUUGUCGCUAAUAAAAUACAUAUAUUUUUAAA